AUGGCAACGAUAUAUCGAUAAGUUCGAUAUAUCGAUAUAUUGUUUUGAUAUAUCGAUUUUUUUAUAUCGAUUAAAAUCUUUCGAUAUUUAUCAACAAUCGAUGUUAAACAUUCGAUAUUAUCGAUAUAUCGAAAAUUACAAAUUUACAAUUAAUUAAAAUUAUUGAGGUAUAAAUAAUAAUUUUUUUUAGCAAAUUAAUGAUAUUUAUCAUGAUUAAUGAAAUCAAACAAUUUACUAGUAAUAUAUAAAUGAUAACAAUAAAUUGUUAAUAAUACUAAUUUAUUUUUUAUUUAAAGCUUAUUGGUUGUUAUAUUUUAUGUUCCAUGUUUUGUUGUAUAAAUAUACUGUUCAAUAAUAAAACAAAUUGGCGCGGCAGCAAAGUGUCAUAAUAUUUGAUGCAAUUCUGUGUUACAAAGAUUUUCAGUAAUUUUUUGUAUUUAUGUACUUUGUAUAAUUAUUUGUGAUGGGUAAAAUAAGUAAAAUUUGGCGUCAUUUUGACAAAGUCAAUAAAUUGUCUGCUAAAUGUAAAGUAUGUGGUAAAAUAUGUUUAACGUCUGGCAACACAUCUAAUCUUCACUCUCAUCUUAAAAAUGCACACCAACUAAAUUCAAAAAUAAAGGAAUCACAAAAAAUUGAUAGUGAUGAUGCUGACCAGAUUGACAAUGUGUUAAUUCAAUUUGACAUUCCUACUUCAUCAACUAGUGAAGCUAGUGAUACUCUUUUGUUAGAUAUCUCCCAAAGAAAAAAAUGCCAACCUUUAAUUGAGCACUGUUUUAAUUAUGUAUCAUCAAUGAAAGCAGGAGGAAUGAAAAAUUCAGAAAUAACUGAUGCAUUAAUUUAUUAUAUUUGCAAGGAUAAUGUACCAUUUUCCACUGUUGAAGGAAGUGGAUUUAGACAUUUUUUACAAGUGUCUUGUCCCCUUUACACAGUUCCAUCUAGGAAUACUAUAAAAAAUAAAUUGGAUUUAAAAUAUGACUAUUUAUCUAAAGUGUUUUCUAAUAAGUUGAAGAAAAACAAUAAUUUUACACUAACAUCAGAUAUUUGGACAGAUUUUCAAAUGAAAAGUUAUAUUGGUGUUACUAUACACUUUUUAGAAGGCACUCAAUUUAUAUGUGGUACAUUAGGUGUACAUGAAUUAAGUAAGUCUCAUAUAUCUGAAAAUAUUAGUGAGGCAUUUGAAAUUAUUAUGACUCAAUGGGAAAUUAGUAAACACCAAAUUAUUGCUAUUGUAACUGAUAAUGCUGCAAAUAUGAAAAAAGCAGCUAGUGAUACAUUUGGCAUAUAUAAAACAAUCCCAUGUUUUGCUCAUACUAUAAACCUUAUAGCUAAUAACGCAUUAGAGAAUUGUAUUGAUUUAAAUAAGUUGAUUGACAAAAUUAGAAAUAUUGUAAAAUUUAUAAAAAAUAGUGUUAAUGCUAAUGAUGAAUUAAGGAGUAUCCAAAAAAAUGAUGGUUUACCAGAAGGAAAAGUGUUAAAAUUAAUAUUGGACAUCAAGACUCGUUGGAAUAGUUUAUAUUAUAUGAUAGAUAGAUUUUUACAUUUGUAUCGUGUUGUUUCUUCUAUUUUAUUAGAAAGGCCAAAUGCACCUGAUUUAAUAACAACUAGAGAAAUAUUGAUUGUCAAAGAAGUUAAAAAUUUGAUGCAACCACUUGAAGACUUGACAAAAAAAAUCUCUGGUGAAAAAUAUACCACAAUUAGUACAAUUUUACCAUUGAUUAAUUGUAUCAAUAGUGCGGUGAAUAAUUGUCAAACUACAUCUUUAAUUGGUAUUGAAUUAAAAAAAAAUAUAUUAUUUGAACUUGACAAGCGUUUUAAGAAUCUAGAAAUAUUCAAUGACUUUCCUCUAGCUACAUUACUAGACCCCAGAUUCAAGAAUCUUCAUUUCAAAGACCCUGUUCGCUGCCAAAAAGCUAUUGAAGUUGUAAAAAAUAUGUUGAUACAAAAAGAAAACUCUGAAUGUGUACAUUGUUUUGAACCUACUCCAUCAAAUGAACUUGUAGAUAAAAAAUUAGAUUCAUUUGAUCUUUGGUCAUACCAUACUUCAGUAUCAACCAUUCAGGUUCAGAAUAAAACAUCUCCAAUGUAUCAAGAGUUGUAUGAUUAUUUGGGAAAGCCUGUAGAAAAAAUAGACACUAAACCCCUUGAAGCUUGGGAAUACAUGAAAUCGUUAUACCCAAACUUAUAUUACAUUGCUCGUCAAAAAUUAAGUAUUGUUGGUACCUCUGUUCCAUCAGAACGCUUAUUUUCCAAAACUGGUCAAACAAUAUCCAAGGCAAGAAACAGAUUAACAGGGAAACAUUUAUCUAAGCUUGUCUUCAUGAGCUCUUUAAGUGAAGCAGAUUGGUUUUCAAAAGUCUUAUAAUUAAAAAA
This is a messenger RNA of Daktulosphaira vitifoliae (grape phylloxera), 2370 nucleotides long. Its product is annotated as zinc finger BED domain-containing protein 4-like. Gene Ontology annotation, molecular function: DNA binding; protein dimerization activity. The record is from RefSeq and is a predicted model, not a curated record. The coding region runs from base 464 to 2362 and encodes 632 amino acids. NCBI's taxonomy places the organism in Eukaryota, Metazoa, Arthropoda, Insecta, Hemiptera, Phylloxeridae. The transcript has 8 exons.